Molecule: messenger RNA, 246 nt
Organism: Mucor velutinosus
Lineage: Eukaryota; Fungi; Mucoromycota; Mucoromycetes; Mucorales; Mucoraceae
Product: Fatty acyl-CoA elongase/Polyunsaturated fatty acid specific elongation enzyme
Exons: 3
Coding region: 1-246 (81 amino acids)
Source: RefSeq, a predicted model, not a curated record
AUGAAUGAUUAUGAACUGCAAAGACCCAAUUCGACUGGAACUGAUAAAGCUGCUAGGCUGCUACUAUCCAUUACCUCCUCCACAAAGAAGGCUGGAAUAUUAGUUGACAGUAUUAACAGUUUUGCUGAUAGGAAUUUCGGUGGGGAUCCACGCAGAAAAGUGCCCAGUGUUGCGAUUGAGCUGCAAAGGCUCAGGAAUAAUGAGGAUGAGGAUUUCUUGAGACUGUCUCAAGGAAUGAAGGAAUGA